AUGGACCAGUUUGUUAGACUUAAAUAUUUGAGUGUUCUGUAUUUAUCCUCAAACAAUUUAACCUUGCUUUCCCUAACCAGUCCCAAUACCACCACUAGUCUUCCAAUGUUUAGUGAGCUGGGGUUGGGUUCGUGUAAUCUUAGACAGUUCCCAAACUUCUUAACUCACCAGAACCAACUGGUGUAUCUAGACCUUUCUCAAAAUGAUAUACAUGGUGAGAUGCCCAAAUGGAUAUGGGAAAUGAGCUUCGAUACUCUAUUUCUAUUGGACCUUUAUUUUAACUCUCUAACGGGAUUUCAUCAAUCUCCCACCCUUCUCCCUUGGUCUAAUAUACUCUUUUUGGACCUCAGCUCCAACCUGUUUCAAGGCUCUCCCCCAAUUCCAUCCUCUUCCAUUAUGGUUUAUUUGGCCUCCAACAACUCAUUCACGGGAGAAAUCCCACAGUUAUUUUGCAGCUUGAGCUCUGUUCGAGUUUUGGAUUUAUCUCGAAAUAACUUAGGUGGCAUCAUUCCCCAAUGUUUGAGCAAAGCUAGCAAAUCCUUGUCAGUGCUAAAUUUGAAUGUCAAUAACUUUCACGGCCCUGUUCCUCAAGCCUGGUUGAAUGGAAACAAAUUGAAGAUGAUUAAUUUAGGUAACAAUAAGCUGACAGGGAAGUUGCCAAUAUCAAUGGCAAGGUGUAGAAUGCUGGAGUUUUUUGACAUAGGGAACAACCAAAUCAGAGAUACUUACCCUUUUUGGUUGGCAAGUCUUUCUAAACUGAAGAUUCUCAUAUUACGUUCCAACAGGUUUCAUGGUGAAAUAAAGAGCAGAGAGUUCAAUUCUGUGUUUCCUAAAUUGCGUGUUAUCGACAUCUCCAACAAUGGAUUCAUCGGCUUUUUGCCAUCGUCUUACUUGGAGAGCUGGAUUGCCAUGAAAAGUUUUCAUGUGGAGCACUUGUCAUACAUGCAAUCCAGUUUUUACUAUCACAUGUUUAUGGCUGGGCUAACCAUCCCAGAUGAGUACAAUUACUCAAUGACAUUGACAAACAAAGGUAUAAAAAUGGAAUAUACAAAGAUCUUGGAAGUGUUCAUGGCUGUUGAUCUCUCAUGCAACAAAUUCAGUGGAGAAAUUCCAGAAUCCAUUGGAAAUCUCAAAGGGCUUGAAUUGUUGAAUCUAUCGAACAACAUUUUGGUAGGCCAAAUUCCAACAGUUAUCGGAACUCUGACAAACCUGGAGGCUUUGGAUCUUUCCCAUAACCAGCUAUUUGGAAGAAUUCCAUGGAAACUGAGGCAACUCAACUUCCUGGAAGUUUUUGACGUGUCUUACAAUCAUCUCAGUGGGCCAAUUCCACAAGGCAGACAAUUCGGUACAUUUCCAAACAGUUCAUUUGAUGGGAAUCUGGGGUUGUGCGGAAAUCCAUUGUCCAAAAAAUGUGAGGAUUUGGAAGCCUCGCCACCCCCAUCUUCUUCAACCUUUGAACAAAAUCAUGGCGUAGGAUUGGAAUGGAGAGGGGUUUUGCUUGGUUUCGGAAUAGGCUUCCUUGUUGGAACGGGUUUGGGAUGGGUUGUAGUUACUAGGAACCUUAAAUGGUUUGCGAUCACUUUUAGAAUCAAGGUGGGAAGGUGGCCCAAACAUUGUAUCCUCUUUAAAUAA
Molecule: messenger RNA, 1632 nt
Organism: Gossypium arboreum
Lineage: Eukaryota; Viridiplantae; Streptophyta; Magnoliopsida; Malvales; Malvaceae
Product: receptor like protein 27-like
Exons: 1
Coding region: 1-1632 (543 amino acids)
Molecular function (GO): protein binding
Source: RefSeq, a predicted model, not a curated record